AUGAUCCCAACUGCAACAGUAUACUCUUCGACUGUUAAUCUAGUAAAAACAAUUGUUGGAGCGGGUCUCCUAGCCAUCCCCUAUGCAUUCAGGGCGGAUGGUGUCACAGUGGCUAUUAUUUUACUACUUUUUGCAGCUAUUACAUCGGGGUUUGGACUUUACUUAUUAUCACUCUCUUCUAAGGCUUUACUUAAUCCAAGACAAUCUAGUUUCUUCACGCUAUGUUCUGUAACGUAUCCAAAGCUAUCCUUUUUAUUUGAUUUUGCCAUGUUCAUUCAAUGCUACGGGGUGGGAUUGUCAUAUCUAGUACUUGUUGGGGACCUAUUUUCAUCUCUGCUUGGUGGUCGUCGAAAUUGGUGGAUAUUAGGAAGCACCAUAAUUGUUGUUCCGUUAGCACAUUUGAGACAGUUGGACAGUUUAAAGUACAGUUCCUUGGUUGGUCUUCUUUCCAUCACCUAUUUGGUACUUUUGGUUACAGGAACGUUUUUACAAGGCGUCAUGUUUGGAAACAAAUAUGUGGAGCAUAGAGGGGAUGUAUCCUGGCUCCAUAUUCAUAGUGUAGGAGAGCUUGUUAGCACAUUCAGUAUUAUCAUACUCGCGUACACGGGGUCGAUGAACAUGUUUAGUGUUAUCAAUGAAUUGAAAGAUAAUUCUACAGCCAACGCAAAAAGAGUGGUUUAUUAUUCCGUAGGCAUUUCCACGUUGAUAUUUUUAUCUGUCGGACUUGGAGGCUAUUUAACUUUUGGAAACAACGUUUUGACAAAUGUCAUUCUGAAUUACGAUGAGUCUGCAAUAACUACAAGGAUUGGUACGUUCUCAUUAGGCACAAUGGUUAUUUUAUCUUUCCCAUUAUUAUUUCACCCAGGAAGAAUUGCAUUCAAUAACAUGGUGCACUGGCUCGAUAUAACGUAUGCCCUGUACAUAAUGCGCCGUGAGCAGAAGCUUGAGGAGCCGGUUUUGGCGGACAACGAAAGUACGAGGCCCAUUUGCAUGUCUGUUGAUGAUGAGGAAGACAGGUUAAUGCUUGGAAUAGAAGGGGAGUCAUAUCAAUCCUUACCAAGAGGUACGCAGUCCCAAGAAGAAUUAUCUGAGCAAAUGGAACAUGAUUCGUCUGCUGUACCGCUCGAUGGAUCACGCUUUUAUAUUGUUACUUGGAUUUUGCUCUUGAUCAUGUACGUGCUGGCGUUGAACGUCACAUCAUUUGCCCUAAUCCUAGCAUUGGUAGGCUCUACUGGAUCAACAUCGAUUUCAUUCACUUUACCUGGUUUGUUUGGAUACAAACUAAUUGGUACCGAAUCGUUGAUUAAAGGUAACUCAUUGAACAGAAAAGAGAUAUGGUGCCGAUUGGCCAGUUUAGGCUUGGCACUGUAUGGGAUACUAGUAACACUCAUUUCAGUUUUUGUCAUUAUUUAUUUCGGCAUUUGA
This is a messenger RNA of Eremothecium cymbalariae DBVPG#7215, 1425 nucleotides long. It is a transcript of the gene AVT7, whose product is annotated as Avt7p. The coding region runs from base 1 to 1425 and encodes 474 amino acids. NCBI's taxonomy places the organism in Eukaryota, Fungi, Ascomycota, Saccharomycetes, Saccharomycetales, Saccharomycetaceae. Gene Ontology annotation, cellular component: fungal-type vacuole membrane. The record is from RefSeq and is a predicted model, not a curated record. Gene Ontology annotation, biological process: amino acid transmembrane transport. Gene Ontology annotation, molecular function: L-histidine transmembrane transporter activity; L-lysine transmembrane transporter activity; L-serine transmembrane transporter activity. The transcript has a single exon.